CUUUCCGUUAACACAUAUCAAUAGCACGAGAUGAGAGCCACAAUGACAUCAUCGUUACUUACAUUCAACCAGAAGAUUGUGCUGCAUUGCAAGAAACUUCUGGUCAGACUCUCCAGUAGUCGUCGUCCCAAACGCCAUUUCCGGCAUUUGAAACUUAGCAAAGCCUCUUCUUCUUCAUCAUUAUCAUCUGGGAAGAAACCCAACAAAGUGGUGGCUUCAUUCUUCCUUACCAUCCAAAAGAAGAAACAGAAGAAGGAGAAGAUGAAACGGCUUAACGAACUCGAGAGUUUCUCCGGUUCAGCCACUGAUAAGAAGAAGGCUGAAUCAAGAAAAAAGGGAGCAUUCCCAUCUAGUCUCAAGACUUCUUGUCUUCGUCAAGGUAAGGCUCAUUCGCAAAAAGUCUCACAAGAUCAUGAUGCACCUAGAGACAGCACAAGCGCAAUCCUUCCCUGACUAGGCGAGACAUCAUCUGUAUUGCUU
This is a messenger RNA of Eruca vesicaria subsp. sativa (arugula), 480 nucleotides long. The record is from the annotation of a GenBank genome assembly. Lineage: Eukaryota; Viridiplantae; Streptophyta; Magnoliopsida; Brassicales; Brassicaceae.